Messenger RNA from Melampsora larici-populina 98AG31, 1134 nucleotides. RefSeq lists its product as uncharacterized. Bases 1 to 1134 code for a protein of 377 amino acids. The transcript is spliced from 4 exons. Lineage: Eukaryota; Fungi; Basidiomycota; Pucciniomycetes; Pucciniales; Melampsoraceae. The record is from RefSeq and is a predicted model, not a curated record.
AUGUCCGACAAGCCGAAUAGAAGAAGAGGAAACAACAAGGAAACGGAGAGUGGCGCAAUCGUAAACUUGUUAACUCAGCCACCAGCAGGAGCGAAUCCUUCGAAUGAACAAACUUCAACAAACGACGACACAUCGAAAUCGAUCGAGUCUAGCCAAGGUGAUCAAGCUGAUCCUGGCCAUGUUUCAAAAACCAACCAAGUAGAUCCUUCUAAGAAUCUAGGUACUAAUAGAACUCAAUUAAACCAAGAGGGUAGUCCCAUUGACCCUGGUUUAGAGUUGAACAAAUCGAAUCAAUCAAACUCGGUCCAAACCAAGAGUUCGACUGCGAAUCCUAUCCAAGGAGGUCAAAGAGAUGACCUCGGAUUAAAUAGACAAAAGGAAUCUUUAGAAAGAUUAGAAGAUCCUAGCAAAUCGUCUAAGAAGGAUCAAGAGAACGAACAAAGUCUAAAAUCGAAGGAAAAUGAAACGAAUAAGAACCAAGAUAUCCAAGGAUCCAAAAAUCAAGGGAAAGCUUUAGUAAACCCUGAUUACUUGUCGAUUCUAGGAAGUAAACCUUCUGCAAACCAUGUAAAUUCCGACGAGGAAGAAGAUUUCGAAGAAGGAAUCGACCUAACGAAUAAAGACGCAGUAUUUGCGAAAGCUAUGGUCUUAUCUGUAAAGGGAGAAGGAAAGAAAGCAGCAAAGUAUCUUAAAGUAUAUGAAACUUUAGGAACUUUAACGAUGAAUCGCCCUUCAACCAAACGAGCUACAUCUGCGAAUCCAGUCUUGUCAGACGAAAACAAGAAGAUACCGGAAGGAGCCGUUUUUGAGAAUGGAAUGUGGUUUUUCCCAGGGAAAACGACCAGCCAUACCAAAAGAAGCUACACACCAUAUUUCGACAAGAAUAUAGAUGAGUUAAGGUAUCCUAUUCCUCUAACUAUCUUCGAUAAGGACUGGCAAAAUAAGGCGAUGACGUGUCAUGUUAAGAAGAAAUCGAAGUCAAGUGACGGAGAAAAAUCAGACUCCUCUUACACCGGUUUACCAUACGCUGACGAAUGGCUCUUAGACUAUGGUGAAUGGAUGGACGGUAGCUCACAAGACCAAUGUAGAAAGAGUGAUGAGCGAGAUGGGUUGGUUAACAGCUUUGAAAUAUGA